GGGGACCGGAAGUGUAAUUAUUGUUCUGGAAGGAGGAACACAGUCGUCGAGAAACGUUGCCCACUUAUUUAUAAACUUGUAUCUGUUGACGGAGGCUGUUUAUUCUGGUGCGUACGUCGGUCGGUUUGGGAUAUACGUUAACGGUUUGUGAACACGGAGAGACGUUAGAAGCCGCGAUGGCGUCGCCGCUGGAGAUGACGGAGAUGUACGACAACGCUCUGCUCGGUAUCCUGCAGCACGUUGGAAACAUUCAGGACUUUCUACAGGUCUAUUUUGGGUUUUUGUACCGCAAGACGGACUUUUAUCGCCUGCUGUCGAGUCCCAACGACAGGAUGGGCUUCCCUCCCGGCGUGGCGGAGAAGAUGGUGUUUAAGACAUUUAAGCUGUUUGAGAAGGUGGCAGAUCGCGACAGAGAGAGACAGCUGAGCGAGCUGCAAAAGAGAGAGGAGAGUCGAUGCGUUCCCUCCCGUUCCGUUCCUGCGGCAGUUCAAGAGCUGGAGAUCGCCGCCGAGCCCGCCGAGGGGACAGAAGAGCGGAGCACAGAGGCGGAGAGCUCUCCCUCGGAUGCUGGGGAAGUUUCGGCUCCGGCCUCCUCAGAAGCGACCGUCGGCCCUCAGCCCGACAGCAGCAGCAGCAGCAGCAGCAGCGCUCCAGGCCAGUCCGCUCAGGGAGACCAGGCAGCUGCAGCCGGCACAAACUCCGCAGAAAAGGGUCAGGAGAAGUUUCAGUCCGACCCCGACAGUUACAACGGGGCGGUGAGAGAAAACUACAGCUGGUCUCAGGACUACACUGAUGUGGAGGUCCGCGUGUUUGUGCCCAAGACAGUUGUGAAAGGCCGACAGGUCAGAGUUAGUCUGCAGACGAGCAGCCUGCAGGUGUGUGUGAGGGAGGGAGCCGAGGAGAAAACACUGAUGGAGGGAGAAUUCGCCCACAAGAUCAACACUGAAAACUCUCUGUGGAGUCUGGAGCCUGGAAGCUGUGUGGUCCUGUCGCUCAGUAAGACGUCAGAGGUCUGGUGGAACGCGGUGCUGAAAGGAGAAAAGGAGAUUGAUAUAAACCAAAUUAACCGCGAGCGCUCCAUGGCAACAGUGGAUGACGAGGAGCACGCCGUCCUGGACAGACUCACCUUCGACUACCAUCAGAAGCUGCAGGGCAAACCACAGAGUCACGAAAUGAAGGUGCAUGACAUGCUGAAGAAGGGCUGGGAUGCUGAAGGGUCACCGUUCAAAGGGCAGCAGUUCGACCCCUCCAUGUUCGACAUCCCACCCAGCGCGGUGCAGUUCUGAGGCGCAGCCAAAACUCCACAGCCAAAUGUGAACUGAAUCCUAGUUUAUUUACAGAACUGGUUAAAGGAAAGUCAACAUUUACCUGCCGAUCUGUCGUGCUGGAAGUUUGUCUUUGACUGCAGAUUUGCUUUUGUGUGGAGUGGGACGGGUGGGGAGGGAAUGCAGAGUGUGACGAGGACGUGUCAUUAUAUCAAACAUUUAUUUGAUGUUUUGGCAGUUUGAAAUCUGAUAAAUAUGUGUACUUUGUUAACUGUUUUGCUCUUUAUUUAAUAACUCUACAGUGCCAAUAAGUUUGUCUGCCCUACUGCGUGAUUCUGGUAUUAUUUUUCACUUUUAUUCUCACACCAAAUCCCUCAAACUGUUGAGCAUUUAGUAUCUCUCAGCAGUCGGGUUUCCAUCCAAAUGUGGCGGAAAUCUGCUAAAGAAAAUGCCAAUUCAUGUGUUUGCAUCACGGUAGUGUUAUGCAAACAUUCGGUGUUGGUUCACUGAGAAAACUAGAAAACUUUUCAUAGGAGCGGGCGCCAUCUUUGAGUCGGGAUCCAGUUCUUAUGAUACAUCCACGUCUCAAACGGUGGGAAACAUGACGUUUCUGUUAGUUUCACGUGUUAAUGUGAGGAAGGGUACAUCCUCCUCGUCGCUCCACACACAUCUGAUGUUUUCAGCGCUUCACUUUAAGCCACGUGCUUCGUGCACGUCAUCAUUUAUUCACCGAGUCUGUUUCCAUUUUGCUUUUAUCGAUGCACCAACUUUUCCACCUCAGCCAAGAGGAUAAACUUUUUUUUGAUAUAUCGAGUUUUUUGCGUUUCCACUCGGUUGUUUUUAUGCGCAAAUUGAAAAAGCACAUAACAACAGGUGGAUGGAAACACGCUUCUUGUUUCUGGGUGAAUCAGUCAUUUUCAAUCUGAAGACUUCAGCAAAGGCUAAUCUUUUUCGUCUCCUCUUCAAGGUGUUUGCUGGAUGCCGGUUCAUGAACUUGCGCUCUGGUCUCUUAUUUAUUUGUCAUCUAUCUUCUAAGUGGCUUAUUAGUGAUAAACCACUAAAAAUGGUUUAUGAACUAUUAAUAAAACCAUUAAGUACA
Siniperca chuatsi (mandarin fish) is the source of this 2364-nucleotide messenger RNA. RefSeq names its product NudC domain containing 3 (gene nudcd3). NCBI's taxonomy places the organism in Eukaryota, Metazoa, Chordata, Actinopteri, Centrarchiformes, Sinipercidae. The record is from RefSeq and is a predicted model, not a curated record. Gene Ontology annotation, cellular component: cytoplasm. Gene Ontology annotation, biological process: protein folding.